UCCAGUGCUUGAGCACAUCCUGGAGGCGUGCGCCAACAUUUGUGGUCUCAUUCGGUCCGGUUCGGUAGACAGGAGCAAGUGUUCAGAGCUGCUGGUGGUUCAAAUAAAAGUCUUAAAAACAAUGAAAUAAAACACGCUAAGGAGAAUCUUUGGGACAUCAUGGACGAUGAUUUUGACCGCCGCAUGGAGCUGAGGAGGCAGAGGAGAGAGCAGAUGCGCCUUGAGGCUGAAAAGGUGAGUUACGCCAACGACGAUGAGGAAGAGGAAGUGCGUGAGCAAAGGAGACGUGCACGGGAGGAGAGGAGGAAAAUGAAGGACAUGGAGGAGUCUGGAACAGCAGAUGCGAUCAACACAAACAGUGUGAUGGAGUCCGAGUCUCACGCGGCCGGAGCUGGAGGAGCAGACGAUGACCAGGCUCUGCUGGACCGUCUGGCUAAGAGGGAGGAGCGCAGGCAGAAGAGGAUGAAGGAGGCAAUGGAGAGGCAGAAGGAGCUGGACCCCACAUUCAGCUCCACCAACGGCACAGGGGACACACCACAGGAGCAAUCCUCCAUCAGCAGCAGCAACGGGCACCAGGAGACAGAGGAGGAGGAGGAAAAGAAUGAGGAGUGUGUCUGUGAGGCGGCUGCCGGUGCAAACUCCUGGAGGAGAGAGGAGGAUGGAGAUAAGGAGGAGGAGAGGGAAAGCGCCGCAGUGGUCGAGGAGACCAAAGAGAAGAGUGACUCAGCAGAGGAGGAGGCUGAACUGGACCUGGUGGAGGAAACUGGUCCUGAUGAAGAGGAAGAUGAAAGGAAAAUAAGAGAGGAUGAAGAAAGGCUGCAAAAAGAACUAGAAGAGAAGCAACAGAUAGAAGAGGAAGAAAAGAAACAAAGAGACAUGGAGGAAAAACUAAAAAGGGAAGAGGAAGAAAGGCAGAGAAAGGAAGAAGAGGAGAGAAAGAUGAGAGAAGAAGAAGAAGAGAGACAUCAAAGAGAAAAAGAAGAACGGCUGAAACAAGAGGAGGAAGAAAGACGUAAAAAAGAGACAGAGGAAAAAAUGAGAAAAGAAGAGGAAAAGCAGAAAAAAGCCAUGGAAGAGAGGCUGAAAGUGGAAGAGGAGGAAAAAAGGAAAAAGGAGAUGGAGGAAGAGAAGAAGAAAGAAGAGGAAGAAAAACAGAGAAAAGAAAUGGAGGAGAAAAAGAAAAGGGAGGAGGAGAAGCUGAGGAAGAAGGAGCAGGAGGAGAAGAAGAAAGAGGAGGAGAGGCGAAAAAGAGAAAUGGAGGAAAAGAUGAAAGAAGAGAAGAGGAAAAGGGAAAUGGAGGAGGAGAAGAAGAAAGAGGAGGAGAAGAGGCAGAAAAAUGAGAUGGAGAAAAAGAAAAAGGAGGAGGAGGAGAAGCGUAAAAAACAAGAGAUGGAGAAAAAGAAGAAAGUGGAGGAGGAGAAACCGAAACCAUUUGGGUUUAAGGAGAAGAGCGAAGCAUCUAAACAGAACCGAGCUGUCGCCGACAACAAGUUCAAGAAGUUUGAACAACCGUUGAGAGACAGCGCUCCGUCCACCAAGGCUGACGACGCGCAGCGGCGGGAGGCUGAGCGUAAGCUGCAGGAGCUGAAGCAGAGACGGAACAACACGGAGAGCGAAGAGUUGGAGAAGAUGAAGCAGAAGCAGCAGGACGCAGAGGCUGAGCUGGGGGAGCUGAGGAGGAAACGGGAGGAGAGGAGGAAAGUUCUAGAGGAGGAGGAGAUGCAGAAAAAGAGGGAGCAGGAGGAGAAGAAAACCAAGGAGCAGGUGGAGGAGAGAAAGAGGAUGAAGGAGGAGAUAGAGAAGAGAAGAGCGGAAGCUGCAGAGAAGAAGAAACAAAAGGAGGAGGAGCCCACCAAACCUGCUUUCACCAUCAGUCCCAAAGGCUCCUCUAAGAUUGGGGAAAAGGCUGAGUUUUUGAGUAAAUCAGCCCAGAAAAGCGCUGCAGCCAGAGUGUCCCACACUCCAAUUGUGUCCAAGAUUGGCAACAGAAUGGAACAGUACACUUCUGCCAUCCAGGGAAACAAAGAGGUGAAGUCUCCCAAGUCUUCAAUGGCAGAUAUACCUUCAGGAGGGACUCGUAACAUCAAGAGCAUGUGGGAGAAAGGCAACGCCAGCAGCUCCUCUGAAAGCCCCGCUCCUGCUAACAAGGAUGUGGCUGGAGUUAGAGGAAGUGUGGCGGGGCGAGUCAGCAGCUGGAAGGGGAAACCUGCAGAAGCAGAGAAGGCAGCAGCUCCUCCUGCAGCAGAGGCAGCACCACCUCCAGCUGCAAAGCCAGCUGAGGUGAAACCUGUGGACGUGGGGAGUAAACGUGGUAUGUGGGAACCCAAAAGGAGCUCUACGCCAUCCAAGGUGCCAGUUGGUGGCAAAAAGUUUACUUGAUGUCACAAACGGUUAUGAGCCAACCGGCGACUAUCUCCUGCAGCUUUGCUCUUUCAUUACUGCUGCGCUUCGCGUGUGGAUCCCACUGAUGGGGAUGGAGACGACAGUCCCUGCUACUUUUCUCAACUCCUUGGAGAGAUUUGUCAUCGUAGGAAGGACUUAGUUACGAAUUUAACUCGUCGUAUCCAGACAGAAACUCUGUCCCUGCAGGUUUUCCACACACAUUCACAGAAAGCUUGAAAACGAGUGUCUCGGCUGUUUGACCACACCAGAUUUUGAUGUCUCUGAUAUCAGCAAUUAAAGCUAUUUAAUGUUUUUUUUGAUUUUUUUACUUUUUGAAACUUUAUUGUUUGUUUGCACAGAGAAACAUAUGUUACUGUUCUGGAGAUCUAAAGACAAAAAAAUCAACUUAUCCGUGUUUUCUGAAUAUAAAGUCGAAAUGACAGAAUGGUAAAUGGUAAAUGGCCUGUAUUUGAUAUAGCGCCUUCUAGAGUCCUGGAACCCCCCAAGGUGCUUUACAACACAAUCAGUCAUUCACCCAUUCACACACACAUUCUCACCCUGGUGGUGAUGAGCUACAUUGUAGCCACAGCUGCCCUGGGGCUCACCGACAGAGGCAAGUCCGCCGUAUACAGGCACCACCGAUCCCUCUGAACACCACCAGCAGGCAAGGUGGGUUAAGUGUCUUGCCCAAGGACACAACGACAGCGACAGACUGAGCGGGGCUCGAACCUGCAACCUUUUGUUUUACGGGGCGAGCACUUAACCCCUGUCCCGCCGUUGCCCCAAAUCAUUGAAACUUAGACUUGAUGUUAUUUUCCUUAAAACUACGUUGACCCUUCAGCUUUAUUUCCACGCGUCAGUCACCUGACUGCUCAGUGGUAGGUUUGUACAUAUGUCAUUCUGGUUUUUCACUAAAAGUCUAUAAACAACUAAACCAUCAGUCACAAGAGUAAAGGUCAUGCUCUUUUGGUUGGAUUUUAGUUUUUCUUCCUUUAAACAAUCCUUUAAUAAGCACUUUUUUAACACUCUUAGGGUUCAUUGAGUAGUUUCUACCACGUGUGUGAUCAGUUUCAUGAGCUGCUGAAUGUUCAGUCUGGUUCACAUUUAUUUUAAUAAUUUAUAAUUUAGGAGGAUAAUCCGCUUGAGACUGAACAUCCUGUUUUUGAGCAGGUCCUUUGAUGGAUGGAUGUUCAUGCAGGUUGUACAAAUUAAUGCUCAGCAGGCUUUUAUUUUUGAAACAAUCCUAUUUUUUCUGAAACGUGAGCGUGUUGCUUUGGUUUAUGAACAUGCUACAACUGUGACAUGUUUCCAUGAUGCUCGGAUGUGUCUGGUGGUUCUGAAAGCAGCUCAGAUGAAACAUCACACUCUACACCAACAUUGAGCUAAAACACAGAACAGCCUCAUGUUUGCAGGAAACCUUUACCUAUCUGAACAUGGCUGAUUAUUAUCUGCAAACAUGGUGGAUAACUGAGUUUUAAAUGCAUACAAACCAAGAGCAGACAGUCUUGUUCUUCACCAGACUACAGACCGAGGACCAAACUGUGCUGCUUUUCUAAAUUUGGCUUAAAGUUCAACGAAAAAUGUGUAUUUUAAAAACAAUAUAAAUUCCAACAUGUUUUUGGUUUAUUUGAGUAUCUGCUGUAACACCAACUCACUGACUCUCGCUGGAAUUCACAAACAGAAACUGGUUUUAUCCUUGACCAGAAUAAAAAUUCCUCUGAUUUUCUAAAACUUUUAUUCAAGCAUGAUAAAAAAUGUAAUGUCAUCAAUGCACGUUAGUAGAGUUUUGCCAGAAUAUACCGAGUUAUCUUCAAUGCUUUGAGUUGUUUGAUUUUACUGGCUUCAGCAAUAACAAUAAAAACCAUGAAAGAGAA
Nothobranchius furzeri (turquoise killifish) is the source of this 4256-nucleotide messenger RNA. RefSeq names its product caldesmon 1b (gene cald1b). Lineage: Eukaryota; Metazoa; Chordata; Actinopteri; Cyprinodontiformes; Nothobranchiidae. The record is from RefSeq and is a predicted model, not a curated record.